Molecule: messenger RNA, 2195 nt
Organism: Pseudomyrmex gracilis
Lineage: Eukaryota; Metazoa; Arthropoda; Insecta; Hymenoptera; Formicidae
Gene: Arp5
Product: actin-related protein 5
Exons: 7
Coding region: 151-2178 (675 amino acids)
Biological process (GO): regulation of DNA-templated transcription
Cellular component (GO): cytoplasm; Ino80 complex
Source: RefSeq, a predicted model, not a curated record
GUUGUUAUUCACAUAAAGAGGUUGUGUUUUCCAGCGUUUUCUGAUGUUUACGUGCUAAAAAGUUGAAAAUAUCGCUUGACUGACAGAAGACACGUUAAAUUCAGAAAAUAAGUCUGAUGUUUACAGAGAAUAUCUCAAGUUGAUAACAAAAUGGAAAUCGGAUUAAUCGAAUUAAAGGACGUAAAAGCUGUACCAGAUAUAAUACAUCCUUACACUCAACGAGUCAAGGCUGAAUGUACACCGCUCGUUAUUGACAAUGGAUCUUAUAACUGUAGAGUUGGUUGGGCUACUGAAAAAGAACCACAAUUGAUAUUCAAGAAUCUCAUAGCCAAGCCACGAAAAGAACGUGGCAAGAAAGAUGGGGAGCCUCAAGUUGGAAAUGACAUAGCAAAUAUUGAAGCUGUACGAUUUCAACUGAAGACUCAAUUUGACCGAAAUGUAGUAACGCAUUUUGAGGCUCAAGAGCAGAUAUUUGAUUACACUUUUACACAUAUGGGUAUAGAUACGGAAGGCUGUGUAAAUCAUCCGAUUAUUUUGACAGAAGCAUUUCUCAAUCCUAAUUAUUCUCGUAAUUUAAUGGCAGAAUUGUUGUUUGAAUGUUACAAUGUUCCAUCAAUAGCAUAUGGAAUUGAUUGCUUAUUUUCAUACCAGCAUAAUAAUUGCCCAUCAGAUGGUUUGAUAGUUAGCAUAGGAUAUCAUACAACUUAUAUAAUACCGAUAUUAGAUGGGAAAGCAGUUUCUACCAAUGCAAGAAGGAUUAAUGUUGGUGGAUAUCAUAUCACAUCAUACAUGCAUAGACUUCUUCAAUUAAAGUAUCCAGUGCAUGUUAACGCGAUAACACCUAGCCGCGCAGAGGAGUUAAUACACGAACAUUCGAUAAUUGCUUUAAAUUAUCAAGAAGAAUUAUCAAAAUGGGCAGACGCAGAGUAUUAUGACACACACGUUUUGAGAGUACAGUUACCAUAUAUUGCUCCAGUUACUGCUCCAGGUUUAACACUUGAGCAGCAAAAAGAGAGAAAACGAGAAUUAGCGCGAAGACUGAUGGAAAUUAAUGCAAGAAAGAGAGAAGAAAGAUUAGCAGAAGACGAGGAACAGCUUAAUCAACUAUUGGCGGUCCAAGAUCUUUUGGAAGAAGGUGAAAUAGAUGAGUUUGAUCAAGCAUUAAAGACUUACUCUCUUGCAAAUGAAGCUGAUUUAAUAAAAAUGAUUAACAACCUACAAGCAAAAGUAGAAAGAACCAGACAAAAAAUUGUCGCUGCUAAUUCGCAAGAGGAAAAUAUUGUAAUGGAAGAAAAACCUAAAAUUAAGUCAAGUCUCCAACCUAAAGAUCAACAGGAUUUUGAUGAGUGGAUUGCUGGAGUCAGAAAGAAAAGACAAGAGAUAUUAGAUAAACGUAUGGCAAAACGACAACGAAGGCAGGACAUGGCAAAGCGAAGAACUGCUGCUGCGCAAGAAAGGAUGCGCAUUAUUAGCCAGUUGGCGAAAAAAGAAAAGCGUGAUGAUGAUUUUGGUAUGCGGGACGAAGAUUGGGACGUGUACAAAGUUAUAAAUAGAGAAGGCGGCGAUUCCGACUCGGAAUUAGAGCAGGAAAAACUGUUGGAAUUAGAAGAUGUUUUACGUCAUCAUGAUCCAGAAUUUGACAGUGCCGGUUCUAGUGUUCCCAUGGUUCCCGGAGAAACUCAUCAACUUCACGUAGGUGUAGAACGUUUACGGGCACCGGAAUUAUUGUUUCAGCCGUCUAUGAUUGGUUCCUUGGAAGCCGGAAUUGCCGAAACAAUUGAAUUUGUUUUAAAAGAACAUUCUUCCGAAGAACAGACACGUCUGGUAAGUAACGUGUUUCUUACUGGCGGAUCUGCAGCUUUUCCAGGGUUAUUAGAAAGAUUAAAACGUGAGUUACGCGAAAUUCGACCUUUUGGGUCACAAUUUCAAGUUAACAUUGCAAAAAAUACCAGUUUGGACGCUUGGUAUGGUGCGAGAGAUUUCGGCUUAAGUGGCAAUCUUCCGGAGUAUUUAGUCACUCGCAAAGAAUACGAGGAGAAAGGUGGGGAAUAUUUUAAAGAACAUUCGACUAGUAAUACUUACACUCGAUCUCCUGAUCCUUUGCCGAUGAACCAAGUACCUGUAACUUCCGAACAGGUAAUUGUGGAGGAUGCUGUAGUUGAUAUGGAAAUUGAAUAAAACUUUUAUUAUUAUUA